CUGAAACACACACACACACACAGAGAAAGCGGGAGAGGUAUUUAAAACUUUUUGAGAUCUGUCACAGGCUUUGUCAUCCCGAAAAUCGUGGUGUUUGUCGCACGGUUAUCACUGUCCUGACAGAAGAUUUUGCGCAGGUCCUUUUACUAUAUCAGCCGAAGGAAACGUUACCGUGAACUCCCUAAGAAAGUUUUCCUCAGCAUUACUGAAGAUUCGCUGAGUGUGUGGGGACCAUUCAAGAAGACACCCCGCUGCUUCUGUUUCUUCCACGUCUGGCUUCAGGAAAGCGUUCUCUUCCAGCCAUGCGGCUAACGGCACACAUACACCCCUCCGCCAUCCUGUUUUUGACCCUCAGCAGCUUGGCCUCUGCAGGUCCAUUGUCUCGGAGCCCUUGUGAACUUUUGCCAGUUGGGGUGGGUCACCCGGUUCAGGCCAUGUUAAAGAGUUUUACUGCCCUAUCAGGCUGCGCUAGCCGAGGAACCACCAGUCUUCCUCAAGAGGUGCACAUCAUCAACCUACGAAAAGGCAAUACACAAGGAGCCAGAGAGAAACCAGCAGAGGUGGCGUUACAUCUGCGGCCCAUCCAGUCCCUGCAAAUGCACCAAAAACCACUGGUCUUUGUGCUGAACUCCCCUCAGCCCGUCCUCUGGAAGCUUCGGACAGAGAAACUGGUCUCAGGAGUUAAACGCAUCUUCCAUGUUGCAGAGGGAUCUGAAGUGCAUUUUGAGGCAGGAAAUUUCUCUGAGUCAUGUGAGGUGAAGAUGGAAAACCUUCCUCAUGGCAAUGAACACCUGCUUUCCUGGGCCCAUCAACGCUACCGUGCUGUUACCUCUUUCAGCGAGCUCAAGAUGACCCAUGAAAUCUACAUCAAGGUUGGAGAGGACCCCGUCUUCUCCGAGACCUGUAAGAUUGAUAACAAGUUCCUGUCUCUGAACUACCUGGCCAGCUACGUCCAGCCCCAGCCAUCCACAGGGUGUGUUCUCUCAGGUCCUGAUCAUGACCAGGAGGUCCACAUCAUUGAGCUCCAGGCACCAAACUCCAGCAGUGCAUUCCAAGUGGAUGUGAUCGUGGAUUUAAGGCCGCUGGAUGGUGACGCCCCACUCCAUCGUGACAUUGUGUUGCUUCUGAAAUGUGAGAAGUCAGUGAAUUGGGUAAUCAAAGCCCACAGCAUCAUCGGCAAACUGGACAUUGUGACGUCAGAUACCGUCGGCCUGAAUGAUGACACUGAAAGGCUGAUGCAGGUAUCAAAGACGGUCAAACAGAAGCUGCCCUCCGGAUCUCAGGCUCUGAUCCAGUGGGCAGAGGAAAAAGGGUUCAACCCCGUCACUUCCUACACCAGCACCCCUGUCGCCAACCACUUCAAACUGCGCCUCAGAGAACAAGGCAAGAACCUAGGGAACAUUGAUGAGGGAAUGUUCCCACCUGAGCUGUCCAUUCUCCGCAAUAUCAACCCAAGGCCCAGUGCCCGAGAUUCCCCUGCACGGACUGGGUUCCCGUUCCCCUUUCUGCCAUCCAUGGAGCAGGGCCUGUCAUUUUCACCUCCGAUGCCAUCUCUUGAGGAGCGAGUCUAUCAGGCUGGGGGUCUCGAGGAGCAUCAGGGAUCUCCAAAUGUAGGAUUCAGUGUGCAGUGUGAGAAGAACAAAAUGGUGGUCAGCAUUGACAAGGAAACUCUACAGGCCAAUGGGUUUGGAAAACCCAAUAUCACUCUUCAGGACUCCCAAUGCAAAGCAACCUCCAACACCACCCACUAUAUACUGGAGACGCCCCUGUCUGGCUGCCAAACCACCAAAAUCCCCUCCCAUCCCAGCCCAGUGGUCCUCUAUAUCAAUUCAAUUGUUAUUAGCCAAUCGGAACAGAAGGAUGGAAGCGGCUGGCCUGUUGACGAUGAAGAUCUGGAGUCAGGAGAUGUUGUAUUACCAGGAGAUCCGGAGGUGACUGGAAGAAUUUUACCAGAAAGUGGACCUCGUGCAUCUAUCUUGUUCAACUGCACAUACCGUAAGAACCAGGGCACCCCAGUUGACAGUAAUAUUGGAUCUGAUGAUUUCGUUGUAGAUUCUCUAGACAAUGUUACCUUUAACAUGGAGCUGUAUAACAAUCCCUUCCACUUAACCAUCCCUGAAUCAUUCCUCACCAUCACUGAGAACAGGCCCAUCUAUGUGGAGAUAUCCGCCACAAAAGCCGACCCUAACCUUGGGUUCAUGAUCCAGACCUGCUUCAUAUCUCCAGAAUCCAAUCCUCUCAUGCCGUCAGACUACGUUGUCAUAGAGAACAUAUGUCCCAAGGACGACUCUGUACUCUAUUACCCUCAGCGAAGCGAUUUCCCCAUCCCUCACGCCCAGAUGGACAAAAAACGCUUCAGUUUCACCUACAGAUCAAAGUUCAACGUGUCAUUGCUCUUCCUGCACUGUGAGAUGUCCCUCUGCUCCAGAAGAAAUGACCAGGAGAUGAACCUGCCAGAGUGUAUGUUACCGGAUGAAGCCUGCACUUCCCUCAGUUUGGACAACAUCCUACUCAUGAUGAUGAACACCAAAACCAUCACCAAGCCAAUGGUGGUCAUCUCCGACAACACACCUGUCACUGUUAACACACCCGUCACUGUUAAGGUCCCUGAGGAGAAAAUUCCACAACAUCUAGACAUCAUAUAUGUGUUGGACACCCCGACUGUGGUGGGCAUCGCUUUUGCUGCCUUUGUGAUCGGAGCCCUUCUGACUGGAGCUCUCUGGUUCAUCUACUCGCAUACAGGUGGCACAGGAGCGAGGCAGCAGGUGCCAAAGUCCCAGCCGGUGUCUGAGAACAGCAGUGCGGCUCACAGUAUCGGCAGCACACAGAGCACGCCGUGUUCAAGCAGCAGUAACGCAUAGAGCAGCUGGACCCAAUGCUGCUUACAUUGCUAUUAUGCUUCGUAGAAGAAUACGUGAUUAAGUAGCAUACCUUGAGAACACAAUGCCUAAUUAUUUUCACUAUUUGAACUGAAAUGUGUAGGCUGAAUAUGCAACCGGAUGAAAUAAGCUACGUUUAGAGGUGAGGGAAAUAACUAAAUCAAGAUCCCAGACGGUUUUUAAAUGUUGCUUUUUUCCCCCGUUGAACCCCACAAGAGAGUGUUGUUUUGCCUUAUAUGGUUGGAAUCAGUGUGAAAAUAACAAAGGCUGUUUACACCAGUCAUUAUGGCAUGAAGGCGGUCCAGAGGAACAGUUAGUACUUUAAGGCGAGGUUACGCAAGGGUUCUGUCUGCUCCUAAACAAUGAUCAGUGCCUUUCCCCAUCGAGCAUACAUACGAUAUUUAACAAGAGAAAUAUAUUUAAAGAUUUGAAUGGUCAGUUUGUCCAUAUCUGACUUUUAAUACCCAGAUGCCAAUUAAUUCUACAUUAUGGCAUAUCGUUUUCUUUAAGACCAUCCGUCUUCAGGAGUUUUUGGCAUAUUGUAAAAUAAUGUAUAUUCUGUGAAUAUUGUAUGGAAUGCAUAGAGAUUUAAAGUGGAAAUAACUCCAUUAAAAAAAGCUUUAACUAAAACCAAAUG
Messenger RNA from Rhinichthys klamathensis goyatoka, 3516 nucleotides. It is a transcript of the gene tgfbr3, whose product is annotated as transforming growth factor, beta receptor III. The record is from RefSeq and is a predicted model, not a curated record. The transcript is spliced from 16 exons. The coding region runs from base 303 to 2861 and encodes 852 amino acids. Lineage: Eukaryota; Metazoa; Chordata; Actinopteri; Cypriniformes; Leuciscidae.